CACAUUGAUGUCAGUUUUAGCGAGUUGUGGUGUAUAGUCUUCGGCGUGUGACCAGUCUGUUGUGAUACAGUGUUAGUCCUGGUGUGUUAUCUUGAUGCUAAGUACACAUGCACCUGAUUAAGAUGCUAGCUACACAUGUGCUACGCCAACUUAUUGGGCUCAUUAGUAAAAGGAAACAAUCAGUAGCAAACAACUAAGUAAAACAAAAUGAUGACGAAUUUAAUCACAGUUAAAGUACUUUUACUUUGGUUUGGCUUCACACGUUUUAUUACAGCAUCGCCAAUAUCAUUUGCCGCCACACCAUCUUCGGUAAGAAAAGUGAUUGAUCCACUGAUUCUAAACUGUACUUUUCAGAAUACAAACACGCAGCUCAACACAAGUGACCAUAUGCCUGCUGAGAUUGUUGACUUUUACAUGUACAUCUCCAAAGGAGAUGGUACUUUAUUGGCGUCGGUAGCUAGAAAUUUGCCUGCCGAAGCUAUACAUGACCCACAUUUCAUGCUAGUUGAAGGUCAAAUGAACUACGAUAACAUAUCUUAUCUGCAGAUCACUUGGCCUAGCACAUUGUUCGAUAAACCUAUCGAUAACAGCUACUUUUGUUCCGUUCAUGUUUUGAUCCGAUCUGGUUACGAGUUGACGUUUCAAACGAAUGUCACCGUGUCAUUCUUAACACCAAGCUAUGAAGAUCUAAUUGUUUACUUAUAUCGUCAAAGAAGAGAGUUGGAACACAAGUCAAGGUCCAUCAAUGAUCUAAAGAAAACUCUUAGCAAUACAUCCCAUGAUCUAGCUAGCCUGAAACAGGGUGUGAUGAAUUGCACUAGUAGAUUACAUCAACUUUCACUAGAGCUUUCUAGUACCACUGCCGCUACUGGCACAUUGAAUCAAGACGUGGCGAUGAUCAACCAGACGAUGUAUAGAGUUAUCUUUGAAGCCAAUGGGACUGCGACAUACUUGCAUAGUCUCCAGUCAGACGUGAAAGAGUUAAAGCUGUUCCACAAUGAGCUGACUACGCAUGUCGAGCAAGGGGUUCGGGUUUAUUGUGGAGGCUCAAACACGUUCGUCUCAAGUGGUUAUGAAAGGGAAAUGCAUUUAGUUGUGCCGAUAGUGUUCCAGAAGCCAUUUCCUAAAGUCCCUGUUGUCACGUUCAGUUUACGUAUCCUAGAUGUCCCAAAAGACGAACACCUCCGGGUGUUCGCGUAUACCCAAAAUAUAAACAGCACUGGAUUUGAAAUGGUGUGUGGCACUUGGGAUGGGUCGUUUAUUAACGCUAUGGACGUAGACUGGACGGCUACGGUGGUUUGAAAAGGACAAUACAGAGGCGUAGUGAGCGAAACGUGCGCCCGGGGUAAGAAACUUUGUUGGCGCACCCCCCUCUCCCAUUUUCCAUGAACACCACAUAGAAAUAUAGUUUUAUUACUAAAAACUAUUCAAUAAUAAUAUAUCACAUAGGCCCUAUAACCUUAGAAAGUAUUACCUAACUAAAAUAUUUACAUAUUAAUUUUUUCGCCUCUCUGCGUGUGGCGGCCCCCUGAGGGUGGCGCCCGGGGCAUAGUUCCCCCUUCUCCCCCCCCCCUCUGGCUAGGUACAAAAUAAAAUUACUAGAUAAAGCAUUGUAAAAUUUAUUAACGCUUACAACAAAUUAAGUAGGUCACAGAUGGGUCUACGUAUCCACGGGAAAUACUGCAUUCCUCAAUAAUCUUCGUACUCGAAGACAAGCCUUAUUAUUAUUAUUACUAUUAUUAUUAUUAUUGUUGUGAACGGAUACAUUGUCACUACUAAUACAAAGUGCUCUUAACAGAACAUAUAUGUUUGUUUCCAACAGUAUAAUAAAUUACCCGAAUUCAUGUUGUGUUAAA
Molecule: messenger RNA, 1856 nt
Organism: Biomphalaria glabrata
Lineage: Eukaryota; Metazoa; Mollusca; Gastropoda; Planorbidae
Exons: 4
Coding region: 208-1302 (364 amino acids)
Biological process (GO): cell-cell adhesion
Cellular component (GO): cell surface; phagocytic vesicle; protein complex involved in cell adhesion
Molecular function (GO): oligosaccharide binding; polysaccharide binding; N-acetylgalactosamine binding
Source: RefSeq, a predicted model, not a curated record